AUGGCUACUGUCGAAAAACCCCAAACCAAGCAGAAGCAGUUCGAAGUGCCUGACUAUUCCGACGAAGAUUACGACAGCGCCGAUGAUUAUUCUGACGAAGAAGAAGAAGUCCCCGUCCAGAAGAAGCAGCUCCAGCGCCGACGACAACAGCCUCAACAGCAAGAUGAAAUCGAGGAAUACUCGGACGAGGAUGACUACUCGGAUGAAUACGAUGACGAAUACUCCGAUGAUGAGAUGACCCAGGGCAAAUCCAUGCAGCCCUACAGUGACAGCGUCAGUCCGGGGACAUGGAUCUCAAGGGCGGCAUGA
Molecule: messenger RNA, 309 nt
Organism: Penicillium maclennaniae
Lineage: Eukaryota; Fungi; Ascomycota; Eurotiomycetes; Eurotiales; Aspergillaceae
Exons: 1
Coding region: 1-309 (102 amino acids)
Source: RefSeq, a predicted model, not a curated record